Molecule: messenger RNA, 1866 nt
Organism: Sinocyclocheilus anshuiensis
Lineage: Eukaryota; Metazoa; Chordata; Actinopteri; Cypriniformes; Cyprinidae
Product: aspartate aminotransferase, mitochondrial-like
Exons: 10
Coding region: 84-1370 (428 amino acids)
Biological process (GO): L-aspartate catabolic process; biosynthetic process
Cellular component (GO): mitochondrion
Molecular function (GO): L-aspartate:2-oxoglutarate transaminase activity; pyridoxal phosphate binding
Source: RefSeq, a predicted model, not a curated record
UAUAAACAACACAAGCAGCUGACAAGUUCAAGUCGCCAGCUAGUGUGCGUUUGUCUUCCACCAAGUCAUCUGCACUUCCAGCAAUGGCCCUGCUGAAAUCCACCAAGAUUUUGACUAGUGUCGGGGCUCAGGCCCCUGUUUUAGCAGUCCUACAACUCCGUGCAAGCUCAUGGUGGACUGAGGUACAGAUGGGACCCCCUGAUCCCAUCCUGGGUGUCACAGAGGCGUUCAAGCGUGACACCAACCCCAAGAAGAUGAACCUCGGAGUAGGAGCUUAUAGAGACGAUCAGGGCAAGCCGUUUGUUCUCAACUGUGUCCGAAAGGCUGAGGCCCAGAUUGCUGCUAAGAAGUUGGAUAAAGAGUACCUUCCUAUUGGAGGGUUGGCAGAAUUUUCAAAGGCCUGUGCUCAGCUGGCUCUUGGACCUGAUAAUGCGGUCUUAAAGAGUGGAAGAAGCAUCACCGUCCAGACUAUCUCUGGAACUGGAUCUCUACGUGUUGGUGCUAACUUUGUGUCACGAUUCCACAAUGUGUCCCAGGAUGUGUACCUGCCUAAACCAUCCUGGGGUAACCACACCCCUAUCUUCAGAGAUGCAGGCAUGCAGCUAAAGGCCUACUCCUACUAUGACCCCAAAACCUGUGGCUUUGACUUUAAAGGAGCCUUGGAUGAUAUUUCAAAAAUCCCUGAGAAGAGUGUGAUUGUUCUGCACGCGUGCGCUCAUAAUCCCACAGGAGUGGACCCAAGGCCCGAGCAGUGGAAAGAGAUGGCUGCUUUGAUCGAGAAAAGAAAUCUCCUGGUGUUCUUUGACAUGGCUUACCAGGGAUUUGCCAGUGGCGACAUUGAUCGUGACGCCUGGGCUGUGCGUUAUUUCAUUGAGCAGGGGCAUAACGUUCUUCUGUCCCAGUCUUUUGCUAAGAACAUGGGCCUGUAUGGUGAGCGUGUAGGGGGCUUCACGGUGGUCUGUAAGGAUGCUGAAGAGGCUAAGCGUGUGGAAUCCCAGCUGAAAAUUCUCAUACGGCCCAUCUACUCCAAUCCCCCUAUGAAUGGAGCUCGUAUCGCCUCCACCAUUCUCAGCACGCCUGAACUCUGCAAAGAAUGGCUCGUGGAGGUGAAAGACAUGGCCGACCGCAUCAUUAAGAUGAGGGAGAUGCUUGUGUCGAACCUGAAGAAGGAGGGCUCCACUCAUAACUGGCAGCAUGUCACUGACCAGAUCGGAAUGUUCUGCUUCACAGGGCUCAAACCGGAGCAGGUGGAGCGUCUGAUUAAAGAAUUCUCUAUAUACAUGACAAAAGACGGCCGGAUCUCUGUGGCUGGUGUGACGUCUGCAAACGUGGGAUAUCUAGCACAUGCCAUCCACGCUGUUACCAAGUGAAGCUGGCACUAGGGACUAGUUGCAGCAGACAGAGAGCAAGAAAAAGUAAUUUAGAUGAUUCAAAAGUCCUCUGCUGCAUGUCUUUUAGGACCAGAUAUGAAAUAGGACUAAUGUAGACUUCCAGUUCACUUGAUUUGGUGUUAAUUCAUGACUCUGAAUGUGAGCCCCUCAAUGAAUUAAGGCAGGAUUCUUCCUUUCAAAAUGAUAAAAACGAGCUUUAAAGAAUAUUGCUUAUCAUGAUUUCCCUUGUCAGAACUGAUAAGAAUGUUUUUUAUGGUACAAAAUGUUCCGAUAGAUCUGUUAACAACAUUUAAAAAUCAUGUUUUUGUUUUUAGAACAAUAACUCUAAAUAAGAGUGAUUGAAUGAUUACCCUAUAUGCUUUACGUUAGAGAAAUCACUGAAAGGAGUAAACCAGAUUUCAUGGUUGGACAUUAAUUGCAAAAACCUUCAAGGACUGUAACCAGUUUAUCAUGGUCAUUUCACCUAGAGGUGCAU